GUGGGCCCCACAGAGCAGUCAAAGCACCCACUGCUGCCUCGCGUUCUCCAUCUCCUCCCCUCACGCACCCAGACGACGACGAGAUGGAUUUCUCCGGCGGCGGCGGCCGCGGCGACCCGGCACGGUGGCUGGAGAUCGCCGGGAAGCUGCUCGCGGCGCGGGACCUGGUCGGCUGCAAGCGCCUCGCGGAGCGCGCGGUGGACGCGGAGCCCCUCCUCCCGGGCGCCGACGAGCUCCUCGCCGUGGCCGACGUCCUCCUCGCGUCCCAGCGCCUGCUCCCCUCCGGCCGCCCCGAUCCCAUCGCCGUGCUCCACCUCCAACCCAACCCCGACCCCGCCGAGGUCAAGCGCUCCUACCGCCGCCUCUCCAACCUCCUCUCCUCCAACCCUCGCCCCGGCGCUGACGCCGCCCUCCGCUGCGUGCAAGAAGCCUUCGCUCACCUCUCCGAUUCCUCGGCUAAUCCCGCUCCCGCUCUCGCUCCUCCUCCUGCUCCUGCUUCCGGCGGCGACGCCUCGGCCGCCGCGGCCGAUGCGUUCUGGACGGCGUGUCCGUACUGCUGCCAUGUGUACCAGUACCAGCGUGCUCUGAUGGGGCGCGCGCUAAGGUGCCCAGGCGCCGGCUGCAGGCGCGCGUUCGUGGCCACCGAGAUCCCGGCCGCGCCGCCGAUUGUGCCGGGCACUGACAUGUACUACUGCGCUUGGGGGUUCUACCCGAUGGGCUUCCCGAAGGCCGCUGAUCUGAGCACCAACUGGAAGCCAUUUUGCCCCAUGUAUCCAUGGAAUUUGUCGUCUCCGCAGCAAGCGCCUGCCGAUGCUGGUAAUGUUAGCAAGCAAAAUGUUGAGAGUAAUGGUGGAAAUGUUAAUAUUAAUGUCAAUACACCGCCGUCGAAUGCACAGCCAGCGAAUAAGAGCGGCGCCAGCAGCGGUGUUGGGGUCGGGCCAUCUAGAGGUAGGAUUAAGAAGACAACAGCCCGCAAGAAGGUUGGUGGUGGCUUCAAGAAGAAUGCCUCUGGAGGCGUAGAAAGUGGCAUUGAGCCAUCGUUGCUUGGGCCGGAUUCGUGGAAUGGGGUUGCAGAGAGUGGAUCGAUGGUAGGUGCAAGAGGAAUUAACAUAAAUGAGGUGGCAAAGGGAACUGAUGGCAGCAGCAUGAUGCAUUUCGGUGGGGACGAGGAAAUUGGUUUUGAUUUGGAUGUCGAUGCAACGGAUGCUAUAUUGGGGAAUUUGCAGCAUCUGCCAUUCUUGAGGGAUGAUGACAAUGCCAGACGGUUAUUUUAGUAGUUGCUGCGGUUGGUGUAGGUAUUCCAAAGAAGUGGUGUAUGCUAGCCUGGUUGAAGGAAUUCCUGCAUGGACCGAUCCUCUGCUGUCGCUUUGCGUUUGUUGUCAUCAUGUCUCAUGUUGCUCUUGUGUUCCUUGGAAAUGUACCCUGUGUCUGUAGUUAGCUGGUGAUCUCUUGUACCACCUGGCUGAGUAAUCUUUAGUCUUUACUAGUUUGUAGACUGUAGAUUAUCCCCCAAAUUAGUUGGGGGACGUGUAGUAUUUAUCAGCUGCAAAUUAAUUGAAGGAGUUUACUGGCGAAGGAAAUAAUGCACUCUGCAUGCCCACAUGGAUGAUCAGCAAGGCUUAACGAAGAGUUUAUCAUGCAACUGAGUCUCAUGGAGCUCCGAUGUCUGGGUCAUCUCAAAAUCGCUCUGUAUUUUGUGACAUCAGUUGAUUCCUUGAGUACUUAUAUCAAAGCAGCUGAAUAAGAGGAUUCACAUGGCCUGGUUUACAGGAUAUCGGUAGCUUGUAAUUUAUACUUGUCUUCUUCGUUGUUACUUGUUAGCUAGGUUGUGGAUGUCCUAAGUCCUAACUGAAAAUAAGUAUGGGCCAUAUGCAUGUGUGUGCAUCCUGUUUCCGUCAAUGAGCAAUGAAGCAGAAAAUACUUCUAGUGACUAUUAUGUUACUUCGCCAUGUUAAAUAUCAGACUCCAGUAACUCUUCUGAA
Molecule: messenger RNA, 1982 nt
Organism: Oryza sativa Japonica Group (Japanese rice)
Lineage: Eukaryota; Viridiplantae; Streptophyta; Magnoliopsida; Poales; Poaceae
Source: RefSeq, a predicted model, not a curated record